This is a messenger RNA of Bemisia tabaci, 2571 nucleotides long. RefSeq names its product Vacuolar H[+] ATPase PPA1 subunit 1. The record is from RefSeq and is a predicted model, not a curated record. NCBI's taxonomy places the organism in Eukaryota, Metazoa, Arthropoda, Insecta, Hemiptera, Aleyrodidae. Gene Ontology annotation, cellular component: proton-transporting V-type ATPase, V0 domain. Gene Ontology annotation, molecular function: proton-transporting ATPase activity, rotational mechanism. Gene Ontology annotation, biological process: proton transmembrane transport.
ACAUGACGUUCCUUUCCCCUUUGAAGUUUGUGAUAAGUGCUGCUACAAAAUGAUUAUCUAGACCCUCCCUUUUAUCUAAUUUUAAGUAUUAAAGUCGUUUCCCGGCCUUCUCCGUGAGUGCAGUGAUUUAAUAUUUUAUUUCAUAUCGCUUAUAUCCAUCAAUCAAAAUGGGUAUGCGUCACACACUUCUAUAUAUUUGGUCUGGCACAGUUUUGUCGGGUGUCACAGGAAUCGGUCUGUUCUAUAUGCUGGCUGGAAAAGGUCACAAAAUAGAUUUUGGAUGGCUCCUUGAAGGAAUUUCACCAUACAUGUGGGGAGUGCUCGGUGUAGCUCUGUCUGUGGCUCUAUCAGUAGUCGGCGCAGCCAUUGGCAUUCACACGACGGGAGUGAGCAUCGUGGGUGGAGGUGUCAAAGCACCGAGAAUCAAAACUAAGAACCUAAUCUCUGUUAUUUUCUGUGAAGCUGUGGCCAUUUAUGGUCUCAUCACUGCCAUAGUACUGUCUGGUCUAUUGGAACCUUUCCACAUCACGGAUGCGACAGACCCUGUAAUCAAAGCGCAAAAUUACCAUGCUGGCUUUAUCAUGUUCGGUGCAGGACUCGCAGUAGGCAUGGUCAACCUGUUUUGUGGUGUUGCAGUAGGAAUCAUUGGGUCAGGAGCAGCCCUAGCAGAUGCAGCUAAUUCUGCACUCUUUGUGAAAAUCCUUAUCAUUGAAAUUUUUGGUAGUGCUAUUGGUUUAUUUGGUCUCAUUGUUGGAAUUUUCAUGACGGCAAAAGCCAAAAUGGGUGACAAAUAAGAUGGGACCUCUGGACUGAAAGUUAGUGAUCAAAAUCUGCAUCAUAUUACAUCUCGCGGGAACGUCUUGCAUCCCUGUGUGGUAUUGGCUACUGCAUAACCUCAUUAGGUGAUCAUCAAGCACUUUUUCAUACCACCUGUUAUGCGAGUUUCACCUGUUGUCCUAAGCGUCUCAAUGUUAAUAUUUUGUAAAUUGAAGGUGUCUUCAGACUGUAAAUAAAUCAUGAAGUAGAUUUCUACCAAUUAGUUCUUUGUAAGAAUGAUGCAUGAUGCUUUUUCAUCUGAGAAAAAAAAUUAGACCAUUCCAGCUGUCACUUAUUAAUGCACUCAUGGAUGAACUAAUUUAGGCAAAGAAAUCCUGUUUAGGAAAGAAUCCUCCUGUUUUACUUUUUUCUUUUCUAGGUUUUCGUUUGUUUGCAUACCAUAAAUGACAACUAACCGCUCCCUUUAAAGUCGUUUUUCAGCGGUACACUUACCCGACUUCCCAAUGCUACCGAUGUAUUAUCUUUUUUUGCAAAGUGCGGUAAACCUUUCUUUUUUUCCAAGUUUAACACUUCAUUACUACUAAAUUUGCCUUAAGCCUCUUGAAGUUUAAGUUGAGGAUUCGCCACCAUUCCAUUUCAUCUGUUUUUUGUCAUAACCAAAGCUCUGAAUUCACUGUAAUCGUUAUCUAUUAUUUAAGCUGCCAGUAUACUCUUUAGCUUUUGGUGUACAUUUGAAUGUAAAACUUACUGUUAGCGCCAGAAGUUAAAUAUUAAAUCUGAAAUGCAUUUAAAAGUGUGAAUUUUAUUCUUCAGCUCUGUCAACAAGUACUUACUCUUAUAAAGCGGAGACAUAUUUUUUUAAUUAUGAAGCCAGAACUAUAUAUUUCCAUGGAAAUAUUGAACAGCUACUGAAGUGUUAGGAAAAGUAACUGGAUUCAGAAGCGUUGCAGCUCACUCAAUUUUUCAAAAUUAAAAUUGAUAACCAUAAUCGUUUGAAAUCCUCUGUCACUUUAAGCCUCUCGUGGGAAACAAUCUCUGAAAACUGCAGAUGAACACGACUCAAAUGUUGUCUUUUCAAAGUAUACACCAAGGAUUAAUGUCUUGAGGUCUUCCAGGCUAUUCCUCUCUUGUGCACAUUAAUAUUCAAGGAAGUAGGAAAGAAAAAAAUUUUACAAAUGUGGUGUGAUCUGAAUUGUGAAAAUUCACCCGCGAAGUUAAAAUGUAAGCAACCUGUUGAAAAUUUAUUUUGACCGUCAUUGUUACCGAAAAUUCGUGUAAAAUACAAGAAGGAACAACAUUGGAAAUAUGGAUUUUGUUCUCAUCAUUUUUUCCAUUUGCUACCUAAAUGUUAUUUAAUGAUAACUUUGUAGAAUUAUUAGUUUUUAAGAAGAGUAGGUAUGCAGUAUUUAAAUUCAUGGAGAAAAUAUAGGAGGUGGUGGCAAAGCAGUCUUUCUCAGGUUCAGUCGUAAUGUUCAUAUGUACAUCAGCCAAUAAGAAUGAGGCUACAGGAUUGGAGCAAACACGGCUUCAUGUCAUCAUGAUCCAACACUGUCACAACUCCUAUUAGACCAGCGUUUGCUCGCUGUGGCGUAGAAAUGUAGGCCCAUUUCUCCGUUCACCACCACCUGCUGAAUUUUCUGUAGAAAUGAUCUAGGUAAAAUGAACCCACAUUUAAUUUUUUCUCUGAAGUAUUUUCUUUUUGUUUUAGUUAAGAAAAAAUUAUAGAAUAUGUAACAACUUCACUCAUAACAUUUAUGAUAGUUUUUGAAAAUAAAAUGUACAAAACACUGUAGA